UAUAAUGGUCUCAUACUGCAGCAAGAAGAUAUUCGGAACUAUAUAGACAACUCAAUAAAACAUGGUGUCCACCUUUCCGCAUUUCGCAAGGAACGCAUCGGGGGUGAUUCUCAUGGAAUUUCAUAUUGGUAUGAAGAUGAUCCUAUCAUAGGUCAUCGACUGUAUCGUGAAAUUAGAAAGGUUGAGAUAAAGAAAGGAAAAGGAAAAAAUGUACCUCCUAUUCCUCAUUCAUCUUACCAGUGGGAAGCAGUUUCUACUAAUUUGGAUGAAUUCCAAACUGUUUCAGACAAGCUCUUUUCAAGCGAAAAUAGAACAGAGAUUUCGGUUGGGAAGAAAUUGAAAAAUGACAUGCUUCCUGAAAUUGAGAAGGUCCAUAAGAGGAAAGAGAAACUGUUGAAGAAACAAAACAGGCAAGCUCUUAUGCUGGAUAACAUGAUAAACAUGGAUGGUUUUGUUGCUGGGCGCUCUCUCCGUGAUAGAAAACCUGUGACUUAUACUUUUGAUGAUUACGAUCGAUCAAUUAAUGAUGCCAUCAAGGUCACCAAGAAGAAAGAGUCAUCCCCAGAACAUUUUCUUAUAGAAGAAGAAGAUUCUCUUGUCAAAAAUGAAGUUUCGACAAAUGGUAGAUUGAUUGGUCCUCCACAAUAUUCUCAGCAUGAGUUAAAUGCACUGUCUCCAAAAUCUCCUGAUGAUGAGUUUUAUGAUGAUCAACAAGCCGAGACACUGGAACGCAGCAAUCGUCGAAGGCAGAGGCCACAGCGGUAUUCCACGGAAGAGUUCGUGGGAGCGGUCGCGUAUAACGAGGCCGACUUUGACACUGAUGAUGACGAUGUAGUUGGUGAAGUUGUAUACAGUGAAGAAUAUCUAAGGGGACGAAAGAAGAGGAAAAUGUCGAGUAGCUCAGAAGGAGACGAAGAGUAUCACUUGGACGAAGAAAAUCCUGAAGAGGAGGAAGAGGAAGAAGAUGAUAUGUUAAGUGCAAGUGAGGAGAGUGAUGGGCCUCACAGAUACAAAACAUUGCCGGGCCGUACUAGGAGGGAAACUAAAUUGAGGUCAGUUGGUGAGCUCCAGUCAGGUCUUAGACGCAGUAAACGAGCAACCAGAAAUCGCGUCAAUUAUAAGCAGUAUGAGAUGUCUGAAUCUGAAACCGAAUCAAUGAAAUCUGAUAAGUCGAGUGCUUUAGAUAAGCACUCUAAUGCAAGUGAUAACACAGAGUUUUCAAUGGGAAGUCAAUAUUCUGAUGAAGCCAGUGAUAAGCAGGAGAUUCUCAUCAAUCAGCCCAUCGAAGAGCAUCUCGAGGUGGGCAAUAACGAGGAAACACAUCCCCCAGAGAGAUCAGAUAGCACUGGUCAAAACGAAGUUGAAGGUGUAAGAAAAAGACGUUUUCUUGAUCUAAAUGAACUUGCUCCGGGUUCUGGCUUUGAUGAUGGUCCGAACUCCAUGAAAGAUGAAAAUACAGACGACAUCUGAAGUCUCCUUCCCGUCAACCUAAGCAAGGAAUGUAGGUUUUUUUCUUGGAAAGCUGAUUUGUACUCUACAAAGCGUCUAAAUUUUGUGAUAAAUUCACUAAACAAAGGAAUCAGAGAUCGGAGCUCUACCUUUGCAAAAUUAAAGCAACAUCCUGCGUGCAGUUAAUUUAGGUUUUCCUGCUGAGCCUCGUGGUGCUGAGAAAAUUAUAUAGAUUUAGUAGAUUUUUAGCUCAUCUACAUGUAACCGAAAACAAAUGGGUCAUGGAUAGGAAAUUUGGUGGGAGUUCUAUACUCUCUCUUAUCCAGCCUCUGUAACAUAAACCUCUUACCUGAUAUUGUAAGCAAAGAUUUCUUUUAGACGUAGGCUCCCUGACUGUACUUCUCCGAUGGUAGAAGUAAAAGCAAUGGUCCAGUGAGUGACAUAAGUGCUGGUCUGGUUGAUGAAGUUUAUGCAUUUUCUUGGUUAGCA
Messenger RNA from Olea europaea var. sylvestris, 1938 nucleotides. Its product is annotated as DDT domain-containing protein DDR4-like. NCBI's taxonomy places the organism in Eukaryota, Viridiplantae, Streptophyta, Magnoliopsida, Lamiales, Oleaceae. Gene Ontology annotation, cellular component: RSF complex. The transcript has 7 exons. The record is from RefSeq and is a predicted model, not a curated record. Gene Ontology annotation, biological process: regulation of DNA-templated transcription. The annotation marks the transcript as partial.